Molecule: messenger RNA, 3879 nt
Organism: Daktulosphaira vitifoliae (grape phylloxera)
Lineage: Eukaryota; Metazoa; Arthropoda; Insecta; Hemiptera; Phylloxeridae
Product: bromodomain-containing protein DDB_G0270170-like
Exons: 9
Coding region: 782-3133 (783 amino acids)
Source: RefSeq, a predicted model, not a curated record
UUUCUCUUUGCUUCGACUCAAUCCCAGUCAAAAGAUAGGACAGGCAUCACUACGCGAACUGUGUAUACAUAAAUUUUUACCCGCACUAAUUUUAAUAAAAAAAAUAAAUAUAUGUAAUGUAGAUAUGUUUAUAUAAAUAUACAUGCGCAUAUACAUAUUAUAAAUAUAACAUUUCUAAGUUUCUUCGUUAGCGCGUUUAUGUGUGUGUGUGUGUGUAUUUGUAAUAUACUCCGUGACCACCGGAAACACGGACGACCACUACGAUAGUUAUCGUCGUUCAGUAAAUUUCUCGUUACGGCGAAUUCGUUAUUAAGAGCGCAAGCAUUUGAUGCCGUCACCGACAUACAUCUAUUAGCCAUCACUACAGGCCGUGUUAAAAAGUGAUAAUUUGUUUACUCUCAGAUGAACCGUGAAUUAUGUGUUGUAUCGAACUGCCGUCAUCUACGAAAAUCUCUCGUCUUCGUCGCCUUCGUAGUGUAUUUCAUUGUAGUACCUAAUUACUAAAUAGCGUACUUAAUUUAUGCAAUUAUUAUUGUAACUAAUAUUUACACUUUAAUUUUUUUUGUCAUUUUUAAUGUGAUAACGUAACAUUCGAAUUGGGAUCACCAAGAACGAAUGAUCUGUGACAAUAAAAUGACCGGUUUAUUUCCCGCCGCUUUAUUUAUAUUUAAAACAGUUUCCUAUAAUAUUAAGUCGAUGUCCGUGAGAAUGACUUACAAUAUACUUUAAAAAAUAUAUAGCCUGCUGAUUUUCCCCCAUCACUAUCACAGUAACAACAGUAAUGGCAUCGUUGCCUCAACCCAAAUUCGAACCAAAAGCGCCCGAUAAAAGCUCGUCGGUUUCACGCGGUGGUUGCGACGAUUCGACUAUCAUCAAUGAAAGAGAUGCGGUCAUCGUCGACAAGAAAUACCAGAAUUGCGCUGCCGAUUGUUCAAAUAAUAACAAGUCAAAAUCAUUAUCAGUGGACUUAUCAAAUUUGAAUACAGCUAGUUUUAAGUCUUUGCUGGAAGAAGUAGUUGCUUAUGAUACUGCAAAACAAACCAAAAGUGAACUUUACAAUAAUUUGUUAGAAGAUGUAACACAAAAUGGAGAGGAUGAUGUCAAAAGACCUCUCUUAAAUCAACGUUUGGUGGAUAGUCAGACUGAUUUGUCUACUUUAAUAUCAAAAGAACAACACAUUAAAAAGGAGACUUCAUCACUUGAAGCUUUUGAUCUAGCUCCAGAUUUUAAGAAGCGUCUUUCAACUACUAAAGUAAGCGCUCGACAACUUGAAGGUGGUUCUCUUCCAAGUCAUGUUAAUCAUGCACAAGCAUUAUCUCUUUUAAUCAAUAAAAAAAGUAAUCAAAAUACAAGGAAGAAGAUAGCAGAAUCAUCAAAAAUGGCCAAAAAUGUAGAUAAAACAAUUGAUCUGGGUGAUCCUGGUUAUGAACAAAUUGAAAAUAAAGAUUUGUCAAACUAUACUAGUCAUGCAAGCUUAGAAAUUUCUUCAGCAAAAGAAGAAGUUAACAUUGAUGAACGUUUUACCACUCCUUUACUAUCCAAGUCUAGUCAAAACUUUGAUGAUCAAGAUUCUUAUAUAGAAACCGAUUCAUCAGCAUAUUCUAAAAAUGGAGUAACUAAAGUAUUACCACGGACAUCAGGUGAGGGCGAUCAAGAUGUGAAACACUGUAUACAUCAACCAACAAUCAUACCAGAAUUUAAUAAAGACUCGCAAAUGAUAGAUCACCGUUUAUUACAUCUAUUUGCUGGUCAAAAUAAUUGUUAUCAAAAUCCGUAUAAUGGUUAUACGUCUCCAAUGAGUUUUCAUUUUUUAACACCAAAUGAUAAUUUAGGAAUACAGACAACAAUUAAUAAUAACAGGAGGAAUAAUUAUGACGAUACUAACAGUAAUGUUCAUAAGCGCAAUAAACAGAAAAAAGAAUUAAAAAAGAAAGAUGAAGUUGUAUUUUCUGAAAAUAUACAAGGCUAUAGGGGUGAUAAAAAUAUUGAUGAAAUUUUAAAAUUCAUAGGAGAUUUAAGUAAUGAUAGUAAAAAAAAUAAAACUACUAAAAUUAAAAACAAAAAUCGAAAUGGAAAAGGUUCAGACGACGAUAGUGGAAGACCUAAGAAUAGGAAAGGAAUGAAAAUAAAGUAUAAUAGUGUAGAAGAAGUCUCCUCUUCAAUUUUUCAACCCAUGGAUAGUUCAGAUGAUGAAUCAAAAUCAAUUAAAAGUUGUAAAAAAUCAAAAAAGAAAGAGCCCAAAAAAAAUCAAACUUCAAAAAAGUUUGCAUCAACAGAUCAAAGGCUUGAUGUUUUGUCAUCUGAAUCUCAAGAUACCGAUUCUGCAGAUUUUCUGUUAGUUACUAAUAAACAAAGAAGAAAAAAACAGAAUUCUCAAAAUAAGCUGAAUGCAUCAUCUAAUAACUUUCCUCCUCAUGACUCAUAUCUAUUAUCACAGUAUAUUCAACCUAAAAAUGUUAAUAGUAAAAAAAGAAGAAAAUCUACUUCCUCUAUGCCACAUUCAGAAAAAUCUGAUGAUAAUUCCGAUCUCGAUUCUGUUCAUUCUUUGCCAGCUUCAUCCACACCUUCCAAGCAACAAUCCUUCAAAGGUAGUCCAAAAACUGAUAUAACCAAACCAGCUUGUGUAGUUACCACCUCUGAAGAGUCCAUACCAACAGUUACCGUUACAUUACCACAACGAAUUGUUGAGGUUACAACUAAUAUUGUAAAUAAUGCUAAUGAAUACAUAAAUGGAGAUGUACAUGUUACAUAUAUUGUACAUGAAUCCAGUGAAACGGCUACUGAGACCGUUAAAAAGACUGCUGUUUUAAACAAAGUUCCUGCAGUAAUAUCCCCCCAAAGUGCUUCACUGACUGUACGUUUACCUUCAAAGAAAAAACAAAGUCCUAUAAUGUAUAAUAAGUACGAAGUAGAUACUAGCCUGUCUUUUGGAUUCGAAAUAGACCAAAAUUUAUUGUGUGAUGGUAAUAAAGAAUUUAAAAAGCCAGAAAAGAUACCUAUUGAAUACAACUAUAACGAAGUGAUAUUGUUUAUUAAACAAGCUUGGCAAGAUGUCGAAAAAGAAAAAAUCAAUGGUAGAUCAAAUAUAUUAGAAUACACAUGUGAUACUAGUGAUGUCCGCGGGGAUGACUAAAAGGUCUGCCAAAUUUUAUUUUGAAUAAAUGUAAUUUGUGUUUUACUACUAAUAUUAUCAUAAUAUAAUGAAAUAUAGAAUUUUUUCAUUCCUUCGAAAAAAAUUCUAACGAAACUGUUAAUACUCAAUGAGAAAUUUUUAUAUUAUAGUAAUUAUAAAUGUAUGUAAUUUGUAUAUAUUAAAAACAGUGUUAAAAUUACUUUUCCUUCUUUCUAAAAAAAAAUACACAUUUAUAAUAAUUUAAAUUUAGUGACUAUGUCACACAUUUUCUUGGCAAAUAUUUUGUAUAUGAUUGUUAUUUUUUUUUCUUUAAAAAAACAUCAUUACAAUUUUUUUUUUUUUUUUUUUAAGUUUGUACGUUCAAGUUUGUUUUGCUUAUUUAAAAAUCAUAUUAUAUUAUUUUUUAGGGGCAACUAAAUUUAAAAAAAAUGGUCGCAAACAUUUAUAUAUAUAUAUGUAUAUAUAUAUAUACAUGUGAGUUAUUAUAUUUUGUUGGUGGUUAACAAGUUAAUAUUAAUAGUUUUUGCCAUGUACUUACAAUAAUAAUUUAUUUGUUUCAUACUCAAAAUUUGUUGUACUCGAUUUUGGGUGAUAUUAGUUUAUUUUUAAAAAAUUAUUUUCUUUGUGUAUUACGAGUACAACGUGUACCUUAUGAAAUAUAGUUUUAUAAAUCAUGUGUUAGGUUUUUGUUCAAUUAAAUUUAUUAUAUGUAAUUUGUCUAUAAUAAACCGAUUUGAUAACAGUUA